This is a messenger RNA of Stylonychia lemnae, 4695 nucleotides long. NCBI's taxonomy places the organism in Eukaryota, Ciliophora, Spirotrichea, Sporadotrichida, Oxytrichidae. The record is from the annotation of a GenBank genome assembly.
AUGAAGUAAAAUACUCACACAAAAAAUAAAAGCUCAGUUGUACCGCUUAGAGCUGAAGAUAAAACUGUUGAUAAACUUAUAGACGAAGUUUUCAAUGAAGACGGGAACAAAACUGGCAGAAAUAGUCCAAAUCUAAUGCCAGAAGAAUUUGCAAGCUUUAUUGGAGAUGAUUAUAAACUUCUCAAUAGUAAAGAUAAUAGUCUUUCAGACUUAACUAAAAUUUAAAAUGAUGAAGAUGAAGAAGCUGAUGGCAACAAAGAAGAUCCCGACGAGAAGGAAGAUGAUGAAUAAGAAGAUGAUAAAGAUGGAUAAAAUACGAAAGUCAAUAUGUUUAAUAGUUAGAAAACUGAUUUGAAAAGAUUGAAUACUGUCAAAGCCGUGAGAAAAUAUACAAUGAUAACUGACAGAAUCACCUAAUCUGGCAGGCAUGGUAAAAUCUUGAGUAAAUAAGACAGGGAAACAAAAGAGAUGCUAGAUAUUUUUCAAGAAGUUGAGACUAAACUCUAGUCUAAAAAAGUGCAUGCUCAAAAACUUUAGGAAUUUAAAAUUUCUGUAAAACUUAAAUUUCUUGGACUCAGUACUUGGUUUGUCUACUCUGAUGUCCUAUACAAUAUAGAAAUUAAAUAAGAAAAAGGUCUUAUUGGAAAAUAUAAUGAUUCCAAAACUCCAUUUUAAGCUUAUGAUGAUUUUUAUAAGGAUUAAACAAAUGGUCCAUAAUAAUUCAAAGAUGAGACAAAUAAUGAACCUAUUUCUGAAUUCUCAAUAUAUCAGGGAAAAUCAAAUGUAAAAGAGUGGGAUAAAUAUAUGUUCUAAAUAGUAUUGUAUACUAUUCCAACCCUUGAAAAAGUUGGUACUCUCAGUCUUCCUUUCACAAAUUUUCAUCAUAAAAUUGAUUUUAAGCUGAUAUAAUUUUCAGAUAAAUCAGCUGAAGGUGGCAAAUAAUCAGCUGAUGAUAACAAUUAGAGUACAUUUUUAGUUUCUUAUAUUGGAAAAAAUGAAUUGAUCUUUUUCGGUCAUAAUUAAAAGUACCAUGUUAAUCUUCCGAAUCUUGUUAUAUAAAUACAAACAUGCAAUAUCAAGACGAAUGAACUGAGUUUGAUUAAAUGUGGUGAAUUUCUAAUUCUUGUCAAUAAUUAAUUCAAGAUUGACAAAGUCUUAGAUAUUGAUAAGAAAGAUUUCUUGGAAAAUUUUGAAGAAAAAGAAGAUGAAUCAUCAUAGUUCAUCUGUAACAGUCCAAAUACGAUUUGUAAUAAAGGCCUCAUAAUCAAUAAAAAGAGUCUCUUCAAAGUUUAAAAAACCAUGAAAAAGCUCGAUAUUGAACCUUAAUUGCUAGAAAACUUCAAUACUGUACUAUCUUAAAAAGAUACAUCCGUUAAAGCUCAGUAUGACUCUUACAAUAAUCAGAUCUAUUUUUACAUUGAUAGGAAAGAUGCUGAUGGUAAAGAUCUAUUCAGAGUCCAUUUAAGUGAAAGAGAAUAUUAAGUAACACAUCCCAUAAUUCAAACUAGAUUUGCUUCUAGCUCAAAAGAUUUACUUAUGAAUUAUAUCCAAGAUGAUUACUUAAUUUGUUGCUUUAUCAAUAUUGAAGAUGAUACUAGCAAAUAUUUAGAGGUUAUUAAAUUCUAUAAGCAUUAUAAAUUCAAAUUGGUAAGUUAUGAACCAUUUGAAAUGGGUAAAAUAUUAGAGAUUCAAAGGAGUUUAACAAAGGAUACAAAAUAAAUGGAUCAGAAGAAAUUUAGAAUAAGUCAUAAAUAAAAGCAUUUAAUUGUAAAUUACACAGAAAGGCCAAAGUAAAAUUAAAGCUAUUUGAAUUUGAAGGAUACUUUUGUUGAUACAUUUUAUGUAACAAACUGCGAAUUUAUGAAAUCUGAGAUUUUUGAUAUUCCAAAAGAACAGCUUAAUCUAUAAUGUAUUUAAAUUUAAGAAAAAAAUAUUUUUACUUCCUAUAUAAAACAAUGUGAUGAUUAUCUUUGGGACUUUACCAUUAAUUACAUUCCUUAAUAAUAAAUUUCCUAACUAAAUCUAGUUGCUUUUGAUAAGGUGAAGAAAUAAUCUUUUUCAUUUAAAAUAUACGAACAAAAAGCUGAUCCAGAAAACAAAUUAACAUAAGAAAUUAAAAGGGUGCAUUUGUCUGAAUGCCUUACAUAAAUUAUAAUCCUUGACACUUUAAACAAGGCAAAAAUAUACAACAUUAAUGAAAUCUUGAAUGAAAGUGAUUAUAUCCCAAUAGAUAAUUUUAUUACUUUAAUCAGGUUUUCUUCUAGCUAAUUCGUUUACAUUCAAUUAAAAGAGAAAAGAUAUUUCCUCAAAUUCUGUAAGAUUGAAUAAAAAUAGUUGAUUGAUAUUGACUCUGUAAGUCUAGAUCAAUAUAUUAAGGACAUCCAGCUUUUCGAAAAAUUAGAUUUGAUCAAGUAUAAGUACUACGAGAGUUAAUCUUUGGUGGUCCGUGACAAAUACUUACUGAUAGAUUUAUAUGAUCAAUAUUUAAUUUAUGACCUUACAAAAGAUAUAUUUAUGGGAAAAAUUUAAAUCUAAAAUUAAAAAAGAAAUUUUUCACUAACACAUUAACUUAACUAAUUGACUCUCUCAAUGGAUAAUCCAAAUAGAAAAGGUAAAAAGAUGUUUUAUAUCUUUGAGGGUUUUUUAGAAUCAUAUUUCAGAUUGAAUUAUGGCCAGUUUGAUGUAGCCUAUGAUUUCGAAGAAUGCUUAAUUAUAUUCAAGGAUUUCAGCAAUCAGCCAAUCGGUGUGGUCUCAUUUGAGCAAGAUUUACAACUUUCAAUUGACUAGAUUGAGCUGGUUGAUUCUAGAAAAAGUGAUUCAUUCGCUAUUUAGAAAAUCAAUAAAAUGAGUUUUAGAGAAAUCGCAAAUUACAUUGAUUCAUUCAACGGGACUCUUCUUCAUAUUAUUGCUGGUAAAUCUGAUAUUGUUGUAAAUUCUAUAAGACAAAGACUAUCGAAUCAGUAAAAUCAGUAUGAUUAUAUGCUUUUUGUGAAUAAUGAAUAAGGUCAUAGUGCUUUUGAUUAUUAUGUUAUGAAUGACGAUUACUAAAAAAUCAAUUUCGCUUUAGAUCUAAUGGUGAGAUUCUAGAAUAAUAGUCUGUUCAACUCAAUUGUUGACAAGAAUCUUAUUUAUUUAAUAGAAAAAAACUUCGACCUUAAAGACUAUUUAUAAUCAAAGCUCCCUAUAUGCUACAUAGAGACAUCUUAUUAUCCAUAAUACUCAAAGGAUCCAGCUACUCUCUUUAUAUCCGAAUUUGAUUAGAGUUCAAGUCUUGCAAGAAUAAAUUACUUUUAUAAGGAUGAAGUCAGAAAAUACUUAAAGAAAGAUGAUAAAGAGGGUGUUACUCAAUAAAUUGAAUAUCUAUUGCCAGUGAUUCCAAUAUCUUUUUCUCAUCCUUAAUUUAUGGAGGCCUUAUAACAAUCUAACAAUGAAGACUUAUUCGAAUCAGAUCUAAUAUAGAUUGCCUUAAGUUUUAAAUGGGACAAAUAUGCAUUCAAGUUCCAUUUGUUAUCAUUUUUAUAGUUCUUCAUAUUCUUAGUAAACUUCAUUGCUGAUGUAUACUUUUUGGUAUUAUAUGAGGAUUAAAGAAGCAUAUACUAAUAGUGGACUGUUAAAAUAAUUGGUAUAUUUUAUAUACUUUUCUAGCUAUAAUAUGAGUUCAAAACAAUAUUAGUCUAAGGAGUCCUUAACUAUCUUUCAGAAUAUUGGAAUUAUGUCGAUAUAUUCUUGAUCCUGCUUUAUGUUGGAUGUGGAAUUAUAGAUUUGAUGCAUACUAAUUUCUAACUGGAGAGGCUAUUGUAUAGCAUUUGCUUAGUUUUCGUUUUCAUUAAAUUUUUCUCGUAUUUGAGAAUUUUUUAAGGAUUUAGUUUUCUAGUUCAAAUGCUUAGAGCAGUCUUUGUUGACCUUAAGUUCUUUAUUGCAUUGUACGGAAUAGUUAUUGUUCUCUACGGGUUAAUAUUUACAAUUUUGGAGAUUAAAGCAGAUGUAGAUGACAGUGAAUAUUAAGGUAUUAGUUACUUCGGCUACUUUAUUAUGUCUUUCAGAGCUUCUACAGGUGAUUUUUAAGUUGACAAUUUCCAUCUCUUAGAUAGCUACCACGUUUAAUUUGCUUGGAUAAUUUGGGUUACAUCAGUAUUGUUUCUAAAUAUCAUCUUACUGAACUUCAUUAUUGCUGUUAUUUCAUAAUCAUAUGAGAAAAUUAUGCAGAGAAUGAUUGCCCAGUCUUAUAUGGCCAAAGCUAAGUUGAUUUAUGAAUGUGAGUUGCACUAUAGCCGCUAUGGUAAAGGUGAUUCUCAUUUCCCAAGAUAUUUCAUUCUAAGAAGAAUUAAAAAUAAUGUCUUGCAAGGUGAUGCAGAAUGGCAAGGAUUUGUUAAGGAUAUUAAAAAAACAAUGGAGAAGGUUAAAGUUCAACUAACAGAGAAAUAAGAUACUUCUACUUAAAAAAUUUAUAAGAAACUUGAUGAAUUCAGAAAUAUGAUCUAAGCGAAUAACGAAGAAUAGCACAGGAACGCUCAUGAAGAUCUAAAGAAGUUAAGAUCAUCUUUCAAAAGACAAGAAUGGAUGAUGAGAGCGGUGUUGGAUAAUCUAUACGGGGCUGAUUUUGACAUUUAAAAUUUUAAACCCUCUUAAGCAAAAAGAGGAGCAAAGACAACAGCAGCAACAUCAAAAAAUAACAACACAGUUAAAAGAAAUUGA